Glossina fuscipes is the source of this 1738-nucleotide messenger RNA. It is a transcript of the gene Dus4, whose product is annotated as tRNA-dihydrouridine(20a/20b) synthase [NAD(P)+]-like. Lineage: Eukaryota; Metazoa; Arthropoda; Insecta; Diptera; Glossinidae. The record is from RefSeq and is a predicted model, not a curated record. The coding region runs from base 165 to 1346 and encodes 393 amino acids. Gene Ontology annotation, molecular function: tRNA dihydrouridine synthase activity; flavin adenine dinucleotide binding. The transcript is spliced from 3 exons. Gene Ontology annotation, biological process: tRNA processing.
GAAUAUCGCGGCGUUACCGAUUUGACAUUUCACAGUUUUUCUUUCUAGCUUUUUCAAUGUCUACGGCUUUGAAGUUGAUAAUUAAUUGUUUUUGCAGACAAGUAAUAUGUUGAAAACAGACGUAUACCUUUUAUAUUGAAUAUUAAGAAGCGAAUGUUCUUACAAUGAAUUCUACUGAACGAAGUCACUGCAAUAUAUUGGAUUUGUUUAAGGAAGCGAAACGCCAAAAACAUGGUUUCCUAAGAGUCAGUGCUCCUAUGGUCCGCUACAGCAAAUUGGAAUUCCGUCAUCUUUUAAGGAAGAACUUCGUGGAAUUGUGUUUUACUCCUAUGAUAAUAGCAGACUCCUUUAUAAAUAGCGAUAAGGCUCGACAAAAUGAAUUCCGCACAUCUUCAGACGAUCAUCCGGUAAUAGCACAAUUCGCAGCAAAGAAUGCCACAGAAUUUUCAAAUGCUUCCCAGCUUAUUUAUCCAUAUGUAGACGGAGUGGACUUAAAUUGUGGUUGUCCUCAGUCAUGGGCAAUAUCGAAAGGUUACGGUUGCGGUUUACUUAAAAGACCUGAAAAAAUUAAGGAUAUUAUACUCAAUAUAAGGAGAGUAUUAAAGGAGGAUUUUAGCGUUUCAGUAAAGAUGAGAUUAUUCUAUAAUGAGGGACUAGACUCAACUGUAGAUUUCGCUCGACAACUCGAAAAAUGCGGUGUCUCUUUCAUAACUUUGCAUGGGCGUAAUAUGUGGCAAAAAUCGUCAGAACCUCUAAAUGUGGCAGCUAUACAGGAUGUUAAACAGUCCCUCCAGAUACCCCUAGUUGCCAACGGCGGUGUGCGAACUUGGCAGGAAGCAUGCGAUUUACACGAACAAACCGACGCUGAUGGGAUAAUGGUAGCGCGCGGUCUUCUAUCUAAUCCUGCAUUAUUUAAUCCAUGCUACAAAAAUCACAACACAACACCAUUAAACUGUGUUCAGGAUUGGCUAAACGUAGGUGCACAAAAAGACAGUAGUUUACAGUUUAUGUGUUUCCAUCAUCAUCUCACAUUUAUGUGGAGCAGUAAUAUGAAAAAAAAACCACGGUUAGAAUUUAAUUCGUUUUCCAGAAAGCAACAAAUUUAUGAUUUCUUUAAAGAAAAGUAUCACAUUGAGCCAUCAGUUGUAAAUGCUAAUAAUCAGUUGAAAUAUCAAAAAUGUACUUACAAUCACUUUACGCCAGAACUCGCCCUAAAAGACUUAAAUGGGGAAGAGGCUUGGAACUCGAAUUCGCAUGGUAAAUUUUUUAAAGAAUUCCAAAAAAAAAUUGUGGAAAAGGAAGAUCAUUAUGAAUUGGAAAAUAGUUUUUUUAAUGAGCUUUCGUAAAACGAAAAACACGAUAAAGUUUCCUCCUUGAGACAAUUUGGAUUUUCAACCAACCGUAUUGGAUAUAAAAGCUAGAAAAAUUGCGUAUUUAUUGUCAGUUUUGCAUACUUUUAGCAUUCUAGACAGCUCUUCAACCAUUCAUAUAUCUAUACUAACAAUUUUUAUAUUAAACAAAAUUUCAGACUGUAUAAAAAGUAGAUAUCUAAUGAAAAUAAAACAUAACGUUACUUUAAAAGGAAGUUUCCCUCUCCUUCUUGGCUUUGAAGUAAGUAGGACAUUUCAGAUUUUUUGUGUCUAUUUGUUCUUCCAUUUGUAACACAGGUAAUAGCCUUAAAAAACCUUACUAUAUUCUUGAUUUGCUAAGGAUUCCGAGUUAUGGUAAAAAAAAAUUG